This is a messenger RNA of Trichoderma aggressivum f. europaeum, 1731 nucleotides long. RefSeq lists its product as uncharacterized. Lineage: Eukaryota; Fungi; Ascomycota; Sordariomycetes; Hypocreales; Hypocreaceae. The coding region runs from base 1 to 1731 and encodes 576 amino acids. The transcript has 2 exons. The record is from RefSeq and is a predicted model, not a curated record.
AUGACAGAGAAAGUUGCCUGCAAAUCACGUCUGCCGCGGAAGAAAAAGAAGAGAAGGGUUGCCAACACGGAAGAAUCUGUCAAGGAGCAAACAGAGAAACUUCUCCCUAUAGAUGGUGCAACAAAGCAACAUGGUAGGAUGGAAGAAAGCGAAGAGACGGAUGAUGCAACAAAGCAACGAGGCAAUUCGGCAGAAAGCGAAGGGAACACUUCUACCGCAACCUCAUCCGCCUCUUGUAGUUGUACAACAGGCAUUGGAGGAGAAAUCUCAUACCUUGAUCUUCUUACAAACGAUGAUGAAAGCGGGACCAUCGAUGGCGGCACAACAUACCAGCCAAGUACAGAGCAUGCCUCACAUUUCGACGACGACAAGUGCUUUGGCACGGAUUAUAAUUACAGCAUCAACAUCCCGCCAGAGCUGGACGCUUCAGCUUACAACGAAUAUUGCUUCGUCGGCAACUUUGCCCAGCUCAUCAUCAGCUCCCGUCGGAACUAUUCCUCCUUCAGGCCACAAUCCUGGAUUCUCGAGCUCCCCCACCUAGCCGCAACAAAUGCUUUGCCAUCCUCGCUCAGAUAUGCAAUGCAUGCUGCAGCACUACUAUAUCAUGCCGUCACCAAUAAUGAUAUAAGAGCCAAGAUAGCUGCCGUGAGGUGGUACAUAGCCGGAAUACAGACUUAUCGUGCUACCAUACUCAAAUCGCCAGCAAAAAAGUCUCUGCCGACACCGGUAUCGGAGGAGACUCAGGCAUCCAAAGAACCAUGUAUAGCGGAAAUUGCAGAAAUUUGUGUUCCAAUAAUGUUUUCCUUUUACGAAGCAUUGCAAGGCGGGAGUUCAGAUGCGGAGUUACUUCACCAUGCGGCAGCCACCGAGAUGCUGGAGAAACGAGGGCCGGAACAAUGCGUCAGUGGACUCGCACAUAGCGUGAUGCGCUCGUUGAGAGUCAGAGAGGCCUUUUACUCCAUCAUGAACAACCGAUCUGCCAGGUUCUCCUCGCCAGAGUGGCUAUCUAUCCCCUUUGAGCAGAAGCACAAGAUAUGCUACGACCGGCUCAUCGACAUCCUCCUCUCUUUGACCAAAGCGCUUCGCCUUCCAUACAUGAAUCAGAGGGGUGCAACGCUGAGAUACUCAGUAAAUCGGGUUCACGACCUCUCCACAGCUCGUAAAGCAGACAUCGAGGAAAGGGUAAACACUCUCUUGGCACGGCUUCAAGGAUGGUGGUUCGAUUUCCAACAAGAGCACUGCGAAGUCAUCACACUGAGUCCAGAAUGCUCAUAUACCCCCGAAAACGCCUACAUGACCGUCUCUUCUCCCUCUUCCGUCCUUCCGCUAUCCGGGCCCUGGAUGGUUGCCAAUAACGAAACGCUCACCUCGAGUAUGAUUUCCAUAUACAGUGCUACUCACAUGAUCCUCCACACAGUUCUUUUCAUCAUCUCUCUCUCGAGGCCCCCGAGCGCCACCGGUCCCGAUCAUCUAUCAGAUGUCGAUGCGCAUGUGGCCGCAAUUUCUGCAUAUGCCACGGGGGUCUUUAAUGCCUCGGCGUAUCUUAGCAUGAUCAAUCCAUUUUGCGGAGAUGCUGUCCGAACAAACUUUUCUCUGGCCAUCGUUGCUCAGUUUGCAUUGGAAGACUCACAGCGCGAUCAGGCUCGACGCAUGCUCAACCAGUGGCACGUUCAUGAUGAAGAACAUCCCAAUAGCCCAGAGAGCACCAUGUCGGAGAGUCUUGUUCUAUAA